This is a messenger RNA of Blumeria graminis f. sp. triticale, 612 nucleotides long. The record is from the annotation of a GenBank genome assembly. Lineage: Eukaryota; Fungi; Ascomycota; Leotiomycetes; Helotiales; Erysiphaceae.
AUGGGAGCCUUAAAAUACGUCGAGGAAUUGCAAAAGAAGAAGCAAUCAGAUGUCUUGCGCUUCCUUCUUCGAGUCAGGUGCUGGGAGCUUCGACAAUUGAACGUUGUUCACCGCGCCUCUCGUCCAUCUCGUCCUGACAAGGCUCGUCGUCUCGGCUACAAGGCCAAACAAGGAUAUGUAAUCUACCGUGUGCGUGUCCGAAGAGGUGGUCGCAAGCGCCCAGUUCCAAAGGGUGCUACAUACGGGAAACCAACCAACCAGGGAGUUAAUCAAUUAAAAUACCAGCGAUCUCUCAAAUCAACUGCUGAAGAACGGGUUGGUCGCCGCUGCGCGAACUUGCGAGUCCUAAACUCCUACUGGAUCAACCAGGACUCGACCUACAAAUAUUACGAAGUAAUUCUUGUUGAUCCUCAGCACAAGGCAAUUCGUCGUGAUCCCCGUAUUAACUGGAUCGUAAACCCAGUGCACAAGCAUCGUGAAUGCCGCGGUCUCACUGCAACCGGAAAAAGAUCUCGUGGAUUGGGCAAGGGUCACGGCUACAACAAGACCACAGCUGGUCGCAGGAAGACCUGGAAGAGGCACAACACCCUCAAUCUACAAAGAUACAGAUAG